AUGGCUGCAUCCUUAGUGGUAUUGAUUUCUGGUUCGGGAUCCAAUCUUCAGUCAAUAAUUGAUGCUACGCAAAAUGGAAUUUUAAAAGGAGAAGCUAUUGUCACUCAUGUGUUGUCAAAUCGUAAAAAUGCGUAUGGACUAGAGCGAGCAUCGAAAGCCGGAAUUCCAACAUCAGUACAUCCUUUGCUUCCAUAUAAAAAGGAAUAUGGAAACGAGGUUGGUCGGAAGAAGUACGACACGGAUUUAUCAGAGAAAAUUAUUGCUUUAAAGCCUUCAUUGGUCGUCUGUGCAGGGUGGAUGCACAUUUUGUCUCCUGAGGUUUUGGCUCCAUUAGAAAAUCGAAACAUUGGAAUUAUCAAUCUUCAUCCUGCUCUUCCUGGUGCCUUUAAUGGGAUUCACGCGAUUGAGCGAGCUUUUGAAGCUGCUCAACAAGGAAAAAUAACAAAAACAGGAGCCAUGGUUCACUGGGUUAUUACAGAAGUAGAUGGAGGAAAACCAAUCUUGGUUCAAGAAGUUUCUAUAGAACCUCAAGACACGGUUGAAACUUUAGAAAACAAGAUUCAUAACAUUGAACACAAGAUUCUUGUCGAAGCCAUUCAUAAUAUCGUUUCUGCUACUACUGACGCUUAA
This is a messenger RNA of Schizosaccharomyces cryophilus OY26, 630 nucleotides long. Its product is annotated as phosphoribosylglycinamide formyltransferase. The transcript has a single exon. The record is from RefSeq and is a predicted model, not a curated record. The coding region runs from base 1 to 630 and encodes 209 amino acids. Gene Ontology annotation, cellular component: cytoplasm. NCBI's taxonomy places the organism in Eukaryota, Fungi, Ascomycota, Schizosaccharomycetes, Schizosaccharomycetales, Schizosaccharomycetaceae. Gene Ontology annotation, molecular function: phosphoribosylglycinamide formyltransferase activity. Gene Ontology annotation, biological process: 'de novo' IMP biosynthetic process.